Enhydra lutris kenyoni (northern sea otter) is the source of this 846-nucleotide messenger RNA. RefSeq names its product glutathione peroxidase 4 (gene GPX4). The transcript has 7 exons. Lineage: Eukaryota; Metazoa; Chordata; Mammalia; Carnivora; Mustelidae. Gene Ontology annotation, molecular function: glutathione peroxidase activity. The record is from RefSeq and is a predicted model, not a curated record. Gene Ontology annotation, biological process: response to oxidative stress.
GGGAGGAGCCGCUGCCUUCGGCGCCCCCGCCGCCGCGAUGAACCUCAGCCGCCUGUGCCGCUUGGUGAAGCCGGCGCUGCUGUGCGGGACUCUAGCCGCGUCCGGUCUGGCCAGCACCAUGUGCGCGUCCCGAGACGACUGGCGCUGUGCUCAGUCUAUGCAUGAGUUCUCCGCCAAGGACAUCGACGGACGCACGGUUAACCUGGACAAGUACCGGGGCUUCGUGUGCAUCGUCACCAACGUGGCCUCGCAAUGAGGCAAAACAGACGUAAACUAUACUCAGCUUGUCGACCUGCACGCCCGAUACGCUGAGUCCGGUUUACGGAUCCUGGCCUUCCCUUGCAACCAGUUCGGGAGGCAGGAGCCAGGGAGUAACGCGGAGAUCAAAGAGUUCGCUGCCGGCUAUAAUGUCAAGUUCGAUAUGUUCAGCAAGAUCUGUGUGAACGGGGACGACGCUCACCCGCUGUGGAAGUGGAUGAAAGUCCAGCCCAAGGGGCGGGGCAUGCUGGGAAAUGCCAUCAAAUGGAAUUUCACCAAGUUCCUCAUUGACAAGAACGGCUGUGUGGUGAAGCGGUAUGGUCCCAUGGAAGAGCCCCUGGUAAUCGAGAAAGACUUGCCGUGCUACCUCUAGCUCCACAAGUAUGCGCCCCCCCACAGCCCUGCCCCUCGGAGCCUUCCACCCGGCACCCAUGACGGUCUGCCUGAAAACCAGCCCGCUGGUGGGGCAGACCCGAGAACCCGGCGUGCACCCCUCGCCGGAGGAAGGUUCCUCGGCCCGGCUCGAGGCUUGGCGCCCCCCCCCAACCCCCUGGUUAUCUUGUGGGAAUAAAACAUCCACAUUGGCUU